Molecule: messenger RNA, 882 nt
Organism: Trypanosoma cruzi
Lineage: Eukaryota; Euglenozoa; Kinetoplastea; Trypanosomatida; Trypanosomatidae
Exons: 1
Coding region: 1-882 (293 amino acids)
Source: RefSeq, a predicted model, not a curated record
AUGAACGUGCAUGGAAAAAAAUGGUUUAUUUCUGUUGUAGAGUUUUGGGGAUUAAUGAGCAAUUAUCUUUUAUGUUUUUAUUUUUAUUUUAUUUUCAGUACGCAAAGGUUUUUCUUUGCAAAUAAUAUGGAUGGUACUCAGCAAUUACGAGCCCGACGUCGCUAUCGGGCUUUGCUUCGACAGGCAGAGUCUUUGCAGAAACUUGGCCAAAUUGACGAGACACUCAGUGUUGAACUUCAGAAACUUGAGCAAGAGUAUCCAGAUUUGAAAAAAGCAUUAGGAUCGGUUGAAGGUGGAAUACGAUUAAAUACGGAUUGUGCAAUAAACAAAGACAAGACGGAGAAAAAGUUUUUUUCCGAGAAAACUGCAACUAUUACAGCUUCUACCUGCCCAACAGAGGAAAAAAAGCAGGACCUUGAUUCUCAUUUAGCAUCGCCAGCGGGGCAUUUUACCGAUGAGUUGAAACACACGGAUUUUUCGAAUGAUCGAGAGAAACGGAAGCCCACUGCACGCUUUAGUGGAGGUGUCGCUUUUUUUUCCUGCGCAGUAAACAUCUGGACCGAAUCUCAUUUACCCAGUUUCUUUAGCAUAUUUUCCUAUAUUACGAUUACCUUAUUGACCAUUCUCGUCGCUUUUCUUCAUCGCUAUUUUGUGGAUCCGUGCUCACUGGUGGGGAAAUCCAUCUCACCUCUGUUGCUUACUUACCUUGUUCAUUUUCAGGGUCUUGCUCUCAUUCAUUUGAAGAGGCCAGAAAGAAUAUCGAGGGCAAUGCUUUUGGUUUACCUGGUUUUUGAUGUGUUGCCAUCGAUGUUGUUUGUAUUUUUUGUAUACAUGCUGACAACAAUUACACUGGAACUGUUUGAGCAAAGUUUUUCCUACUAG